Caenorhabditis briggsae is the source of this 2082-nucleotide messenger RNA. It is a transcript of the gene Cbr-drp-1, whose product is annotated as Protein CBR-DRP-1. Gene Ontology annotation, molecular function: GTPase activity; GTP binding; microtubule binding. NCBI's taxonomy places the organism in Eukaryota, Metazoa, Nematoda, Chromadorea, Rhabditida, Rhabditidae. Gene Ontology annotation, cellular component: cytoplasm; membrane; mitochondrion. The record is from RefSeq and is a predicted model, not a curated record. Bases 1 to 2082 code for a protein of 693 amino acids. Gene Ontology annotation, biological process: mitochondrial fission. The transcript has 5 exons.
AUGGAAAAUCUCAUUCCAGUCGUCAACAAGUUACAAAAUGUAUUCGCGACACUUGGACGGAAAGAAGAUCAGAUACAACUUCCACAAAUUGUAGUCGUCGGCUCCCAGUCCGCCGGAAAAUCGUCAGUUCUCGAGAAUCUCGUGGGGCGGGAUUUCCUGCCACGUGGUACUGGAAUCGUCACUCGUCGGCCUCUGAUUCUUCAGUUGAAUCACGUAGCGUUGGAUGAAGAGUCGAAGAGAAGAAGGUCAAAUGGAACACUGCUUAACGAUGAUUGGGCGAUGUUUGAGCAUACUGGAUCGAAAGUUUUCACAGAUUUCGAUGCUGUUCGCAAAGAAAUCGAGGACGAAACCGAUCGAGUGACCGGUGUGAACAAGGGAAUCUCUCUUCUCCCGAUCAGUUUGAAAAUAUAUUCCCAUCGAGUCGUCUCCCUCUCCCUUGUGGAUCUUCCUGGAAUCACAAAAAUCCCCGUUGGAGAUCAACCAGCCAAUAUUGAAGAGCAAAUCAGAGACAUGAUCCUUCACUACAUCUCGAACCCAUCCUCGAUUAUCCUUGCGGUUACUCCAGCUAACCAGGAUUUUGCCACCUCUGAGCCUAUCAAACUGGCAAGGAAGUGGAUGCAGGAGGGAACCGACGCGAUGGAUGUUUUGAUGGGAAAAGUGAUCCCAGUGAAGUUGGGAAUCAUCGGAGUCGUCAAUCGAUCGCAACAGAACAUUCUGGAUAACAAAGCUAUCAGUGAUGCAGUUAAAGAUGAGCAAACGUUCUUGCAAAAGAAAUAUCCAACACUGGCAAGCAGAAAUGGAACUCAUUAUUUGGCGAAGAGACUGAAUAUGCUUCUAAUGCACCACAUCCGUAACUGCCUUCCAGCUCUCAAGGCUCGCGUCUCCAUUAUGAAUGCUCAGUGUCAAUCGGAUCUUGUCGCAUUCGGAGAGCCAGUUGAGGACAAGAAUAGAACUCUGCUUCAAAUCAUAACUCGCUUUGCCACGGCCUACACAUCUACUAUCGAAGGGACCGCCCGUAAUAUCGAAACAACCGAACUCUGCGGAGGUGCUCGUAUAGGAUACAUCUUCCACGAUACAUUCGGAAGAUCGUUAGAGUCAGUGAAUCCAUUGGAAAAUCUCACACAACUGGAUAUUCUGACUGCGAUUAGAAAUGCAACUGGACCACGACCAGCGCUUUUUGUUCCAGAAGUGUCUUUCGAACUUCUGGUUAAAAGACAAAUUCAACGAUUGGAAGAACCAUCGUUGAGAUGCGUUGAGCUCGUUCAUGAAGAGAUGCAGAGAAUGGUUCAGCACUGUGGAUUCACCACUCAGCAAGAGAUGAUUCGAUUCCCACGUCUCUACGAUAAAAUCAAUGAAGUCGUCAGUGGAGUUCUCAAGGAGCGUCUGAAGCCAACUAACGAGCUUGUCGAGAAUCUCGUAGCCAUCGAGCUCGCCUACAUCAACACAAAGCAUCCGGAAUUCACAGAGGCCAAUCUGGUGACACUUUUGAAGGAGGAGCUCUCCCUGGAUGAUCGUCACGGUCGUAGCCGUAACAGGCACGCGUCAACUGGAGAGCGAGCGGUCAGUGCUCAUGGAGAACAGCAAUUGAAUCCAGUGCCCGGAGUCAACGGUGUCGAUAUUAAUGUUGCUCUUCAACAGCAACAACCACAAAAUCCACGUGCUUCUUCGAUCUUCGGGUUAUUCGGAAACACCACUUCUAGCAACAAGUCGUCCCCACAAGAGAAGAACACUGCAAACUUCCUGCCAGAAAUCCCAGAAACCCAACUGGGCCGUCAGCUGACAAGUCGUGAAAAGCGUGACGUCGUCAUUAUCGAACGUCUCAUCAGAAACUACUUCCUGAUCGUUCGAAAGAACAUUCAGGAUACCGUACCGAAGGCCAUUAUGGCUUUGCUCGUCAACUUUGUUCGCGAUAAUCUACAAUCGGAACUCGUUCGCCAACUCUACAAACCUGACGAGAUGGACGAUUUGCUCGCAGAAACUGAGGAUAUGGCUCAGAGACGACGAGACACUCUGGAGACGAUGAAGGCUCUUCAACAGGCCAGUGUCAUCAUCAGCGAAGUUCGAGAGACACAAGUUUGGUAG